ACCGUUUCGGUGACCACUGCCGACGGCAACCGCAUUACAAUCGACGAUUUGGUUGACUUAUACCGAGAUUUUGCCAAAACUCCGAUUCCUAUCUCCGGCCGACUUUCUGUCAGCGAUAAUGAGAGACAAAAGGAUUUACGAAUUGAUUGGAAAGUCCGAGAUAUGGAUCGCUUGGAAGCGACCAAACAUACGACCCAUCACUCCAUCAAACUAUCCAAAGAUGGGAUGACUGUUAAACACAUCACAACUGUUGGCCAACCCUUGGAUGUGACCAAUGAUUUGGCCACAACUUCGAGAGCAAAGGGAUCUCAUUAUAUGGCAGUCGUCCGCAAAGGAGCCAAAGACCCGGAAUCGGGAAAAACUAAACAAUGGCUCGAAAUAUGGGAUAAAACGACAAAAGUUAAGUCAAUAGACUUGGACUCAUUGGAUGAACACUCGGCUCUCGUAUUAGAUCCNGAUCCACAGCUCAGUAACAUAUUGUGGUCACCGAAUGGCAAACAACUACUAUAUGUCGCCGAAUAUAAACCACCGAAACCUCAGUCUUAUUACAAGAAAGUGAACAAAAAGUCAGAGAAUUCAGGCAAAGAACCGGAUUCAAGGGGUCAGGAGUUUGUGUACAGAGAGGAUUGGGGCGAAUGUUUUGAUGGCAUCAGUCAUACAGUCAUUGGUAUUCUCGAUGUCGACAAAGACUUCAAAAUACAAACCAUUGAAAAGAGUGGUUACUCUUUGGGUCAACCCUUUUGGAUCGGAAACGGAGAUCAGAUUGGAUUCGUUGGUUGGGCUGAAGAGCCCAGACGUUUAGGGAUAACCUUUUGUCCAAAUCGUUUGAGUUCUAUAUUUACAAUGGAUUUGAAAACUGAAGACUCUGUUCCACAAAUAAUUUGUGGUACAGAAAACUCAAGCAUCAGAAACCCGCGGCCACUGACCGACGGAACGGGUUUUGUGUAUUUGGAGAACACGAGAGGCGGAGCUCACGAUCAGGCGAGUCGACUAUUGAGGUAUACUUUUGAGGCCAAAACUUCUGAAAUUCUUAUCGACACGAAUGGCGUCCGAGAGAUAAUAGACACCGAAAGUGGUCUCAAAUACGGAAAAAUAAGCACUUUAUUCGCUGAAGAGAUAACAGAAAACUGUUUCACUUCUGACGGAAAGUAUUUAGUAUUGAAUUGUUUUACUGAACUUCAAUUAGUCCUCUGUUUGUUUGAUCUGAAAACCAAACAAUUGAUUCCAAUUGAGUUUCCGCUGCCAUCCAUUCAAGUCCUGGAUCUGAACGACAAUGUCUUGAUAGCCGUCGGCUCUGCGCUCAACACUAAACCCAAUAUAUUUGUCGGUAAACUUAAUUAUAGCGAUAAUACAAAACCAUGGGUUGAGUGGAAGGAAAUAAAGACUAAUCCAAGCGAUUCGCUGAAAGACAUAUCGGUUGACAACUAUUGGAUUCCUAGUGAAGACCCGAAGAAACUUUUAACUGCUUUUCUGGUCAGUCCUAAAGCGGUUGAAUCACAGCCGACGGCCACUGUUAUUCUACCUCACGGGGGACCUCACGGCCAGUUUUUCAACACCUAUAUGUCAUAUCCCGCUCUAUUAGCAAGAAUUGUCAACUACAGAGGAUCUCUUGGCGUCGAUGACAACUAUGUGAAUGAUCUGAUCGGACACGUGGGCGACAAAGAUGUCCGCGAUGUCGUUCACUGCGUUCAAUAUUUGAGUGACAAAAGUCUUAUCGACUCAUCGAAACUGGUUCUGUGGGGCGGAUCUCACGGCGGCUUUUUGGUCGCACAUCUGAGCGGACAGUACGCGCACAUGGAUUUCAAGGCUUGCAUUUCCCGCAAUCCCGUAACAGACUUGGCAUCGAUGCCCGACGCCACUGAUAUCCCCGACUGGUGCUCUACAGAGGCAUUCGGCGACUCAAAGCCAUUUGCUUUCGACACCCCAUUAGACCCGAACUCAUUGAAAGAAAUGCUCGAGAAGUCGCCCUAUAAAUGGGUCGCAAAUGUAAAGGUGCCCACACUUAUGAUGUUAGGCAAACGUGACCGUCGGGUGCCGUGGACUCAGGGUCUCAAAUACUAUCGCUUACUUAAAGCUCGUGGAGUGAAGACCCGGUGCCACGUAUACGAUGACAAUCACGGCCUGCAAAAGACAUCACUGAAGCGCCACUCGUUUGUUCGCGAAAUGUCGCCAACGCUUCGACUCGAUGUCAAUCACACCGUUCCGGUAAUCACUGCUCACAACCGACAGACUGUAAUCGACGAUUUGGUUGACUUAUACCGAGAUUUUGCCAAAACUCCGAUUCCUAUCUCCGGCCGACUCUCUGUCGGCGAUAAUGAGAGAGAAAAGUGUUUACGAAUUGAUUGGAAAGUACGAGAUAUGGAUCGCUUGGAAGCGACCAAACAUACGACCCAUCACUCCAUCAAACUAUCCAAAGAUGGGAUGACUGUUAAACACAUCGCAACUGUUGGCCAACCUUUGGAUGUGACCAAUGAUUUGGCCACAACUUCGAGAGCAAAGGGAUCUCAUUAUAUGGCAGUCGUCCGCAAAGGAGCCAAAGACCCGGAAUCGGGAAAAACUAAACAAUGGCUCGAAAUAUGGGAUAAAACGACAAAAGUUAAGUCAAUAGACUUGGACUCAUUGGAAGAACACUCGGCUCUCGUAUUAGAUCCACAGCUCAGUAACAUAUUGUGGUCACCGAAUGGCAAACAACUACUAUAUGUCGCCGAAUAUAAACCACCGAAACCUCAGUCUUAUUACAAGAAAGUGAACAAAAAGUCAGAGAAUUCAGGCAAAGAACCGGAUUCAAGGGGUCAGGAGUUUGUGUACAGAGAGGAUUGGGGCGAAUGUUUUGAUGGCAUCAGUCAUACAGUCAUUGGUAUUCUCGAUGUCGACAAAGACUUCAAAAUACAAACCAUUGAAAAGAGUGGUUACUCUUUGGGUCAACCCUUUUGGGUCGGAAACGGAGAUCAGAUUGGAUUCGUUGGUUGGGCUGAAGAGCCCAGACGUUUAGGAAUAGUUUUUUGUACAAAUCGCUUGAGUUCUAUAUUUACAAUGGAUUUGAAAACUGAAGACUCGAUUCCACAACUGAUUUGUGGUACAGAAAACUCAAGCAUUAGAAACCCGCGGCCACUGACCGACGGAACAGGUUUUGUGUAUUUGGAGAACAAAAGUGGAAGUACUCACCGACAGGCGAGUCGACUAUUGCGGUAUAGUUUUGAAUUAAAAACAUCUGAAAUUCUUAUCGACACGAAUGGCGUCCGAGAGAUAAUAGACACCGAAAGUGAUCUCAAAUACGGGAAAAUAAGCGCUUUAUUUGUUGAAGAGAUAACAGAAAACUGUUUCACUUCUGACGGAAAGUUUUUAAUAUUGAAUUGUAUUACUGAACUUCAAUUAGUCCUCUGUUUGUUUGAUCUGAAAACUAAACAAUUGAUUCCAAUUGAGUUUCCGCUGCCAUCCCUUCAAGUCUUGGAUCUAAACGAUAACCUCUUGAUAGCCGUCGGCUCUGCGCUCAACAGUAAUCCCAAUAUAUUUGUCGGUAAACUUAAUUAUAGCGAUAAUACAAAACCAUGGGUUGAGUGGAAGGAAAUGGAAACCAAUUCACGCGAUUCGUUGAAAGACAUAUCGGUUGACAACUAUUGGAUUCCCAGUGAAGACCCGAAGAAACUUUUGACUGCAAUUCUGGUCAGUCCUAAAGCGGUUGAAUCACAGCCGACGGCCACUGUUAUUAUGCCACACGGGGGACCGCAUUCUCGCUAUGCAAACACAUAUAUGAUUAAUCCGUCUUUAUUAGCGAAGAUUGGAUUAAAGACAUUACUCGUCAAUUACAGGGGAUCCAUAGGAGUUGACGAAGACUAUGUGAAUGAUCUGAUCGGACACGUGGGCGACAACGAUGUCCGCGAUGUCGUUCAUUGCGUCAAAUAUUUGAGUGACAAAAGUCUUAUCGACUCAUCAAAACUGGUUCUGUGGGGCGGAUCUCACGGCGGCUUUUUGGUCACACAUCUGAGCGGACAGUACGCGCACAUGGAUUUUAAAGCAUGUGUGGCUCACAACCCAGUUGUGGACAUAUCAUCAAAAUUUGACGGCACAGACAUUCCCGACUGGGGUUAUAUUGAAGCGUUUGGUAACGUUAAGCCAUUUUCUUUCGACACCCCAUUAGACCCAAACUUAUUGAGAGUGAUGUUCGAGAAAUCACCCAUCAAUUGGAUAUCAAAGGUAAAAGUGCCGACACUUAUGAUGUUAGGCAAACGUGACCGUCGGGUGUCGUGGACUCAGGGCCUCAAAUAUUACCGCAUACUUAAAGCUCGUGGAGUGAAGACCCGGUGCCACGUAUACGAUGACAAUCAC
Molecule: messenger RNA, 4326 nt
Organism: Medioppia subpectinata
Lineage: Eukaryota; Metazoa; Arthropoda; Arachnida; Sarcoptiformes; Oppiidae
Source: the annotation of a GenBank genome assembly